AUGGUAUGUUUUUUUUUAGCGAUUUUUUUUUCUCUUCAUUUUUUUUUUUUUCAAUUCCGUACCGUGAAUCAGACUCCAUCCUUUAACAACCAUAGUAACCGUGGUAUACACCUUCUUGAAAAACAAAUGAGUAAGGUAUUACUUAUAAGAAAACCUUACACAGGAUCACUUUCCAAAAUACGAGCGAUUCCAGCUCAUUCAGUUGUGCUACGAUGUAAUGAAGCUCGUUAUUUUUCAACCAAUCAUGGCAGUCUUCUUUCGCAGAUAUCAUCAACACCAGCGUAUUUAGAGUAUAUAACACGAUCAGCAAAUAAAGAGUCCCCAAAUGAAAGAACACAUAAGAAACCCAAGUUUAUUAUUGAACAGUAUUUGACUGACAAAUUCACUAAAGAAAUCGUUACACUUGUUAAACUAGGUAAAUUACAGGAUAUUGUUGAUAGAGCAGAGAGAUUAACUCCAGAAUUGAUUAUUUAUGUGAUUGAGAAAAGUAUGGCUGAUUGUCCGCCUAUGCCAUCAAAUGCAACCAAUGUUGAAGUUCCGUAUUUUAUAAGUCAUAAACAGUUGAGAUUCCAAAACCCAUAUUACAAAUUUAUAAAUUCAAAAGUUCCAUAUUUAUAUGACAUGGUGAAAAGAGCCAGUCCAGCUCCAGUAUUGUAUCCAUAUUAUAUCUGGUUAUAUUAUCACAUGAAUGACACGGAAGGUAUAGCGAAACUUUCAACAGUGAUUUCCAGAAUGAAUUCCCGUACGAUUGUUUAUUUCUUAUCAUCUUUUAUCCAUAAUUAUGAAUUAGAAACAUUCAAAAAAUAUUUCCAUACUAUAAUAAUCAAUAGCAGUAAAAACUUACCAAGUUCAUUACUUGAUGGAUUAAUUCCACAAUUAAUUGGACACAAUAUUGUUUUUGAGAAUUUAUUUUUUGUUUUCCAAUUGUGGAUGAAUUCUCCAAAAUGUGAAGCACCACUGGCAGAACUGAUUAGUUUGAUCUUACUUGAAUUCUAUAGAUUUGGAACAGCUCAUGAAAUUAAAGAGUUUAAAAGACUAAUAAAGAAAUAUAAUAAUCAUUACCUUAUAAAAACUAUAGAUUAUCAAUUUGAAAUCAUCAAUAGGGAGUACUUACUGUUCAAGAAGAAUAUAACACAGGAAGAUUUAGAUAUCAUAGCAUCCAUGCAACCUCAGGAUAGAGAUGUGGAAUUUUAUUAUCGUUGGUUAUAUUUUAUGAUUCGAUAUUCAAAUAUGGACAGUAUAAACUUUGUUUUGAAAUUAUACAAAGAUUCAGCAAGUAAUGUUCAAUUACCAUCAAGAUUCUUCAAAGUAUUACUUGAUUAUUAUGAAAAACAUGAUAAAUUUAUUCCUUUGUUACAAUUACUUGAAGCCUCGAAAGAAUCUAUAUCAUAUGAUCCAUCCUAUUUGUCAACUAUAGUUAAAACGUUUAUUUAUUCAUAUUCAAGAUUUGCUCCCCAAUUUGUGUCAAGGUUGAAUGAAUGGUUAGGUGAACCAUAUUUCAAUCUAACCCAAUUAUCUUCCCAAUUUUAUCCCUACCAUCUUCAUAGUAGGAUUAAUAAAUGGAAAUAUAAAGAACCAGAAUGGCAAGAAGUUAAAUUUUCACCAAAUAGAGAUGAGAAUUAUUAUCAAUCUCAAGUUGACUUUAGGGUGCAACAUGGUUUUAGAAAUUUAUUAGCUCGUGGAGUUAGACCAGAUUUUAAAAUGGCAUUAGAUACUUUUAGAUUUGGGAAUUUGGAUGAUAGAUUAUAUAUCAAGAGUUUAUUAAUUCAAACAAGACAAUAUAAUCAUAAAAAUCAAAAGACAUUGGAGUUACGAUCAUUGAAGCAUCCAAGUUUAGAAAAGGAAGAUUUAUUAAGAUAUUUUGAAACAAACAAGGAUCAAUUAAAUGAUUCACAUAAAUUUUAUUUUGUUCGUAUGUUGAUGGAUUAUGAUUUAUUAGAAGAAGCCAAGUUUUUAAUUGAUUCCAUUGAUGAUUCAUAUUUGAAUGAUAAAAAUAAAAUGUUUAAAAUCAUAUUGGAAUUAAGGAUGUGUAUGAUGGCCAAUGAUUUUGAAAGCAUGGCGGAAGUACUCACGAGAUUCAAAUUACAUGAUGAUCAACUUUAUAUUUCUCCAUAUUUAUUGAAUCAAACUUUAAAUAUCGAGAAUGCAUUGUAUAACAAACUUAGAAAGAAUCAACAAACAAUGGAUCAAGAAAUGUUAAUUUCUGGUAAAGAUUGUUUAAUGAAGUUAAGAUUAUUCAUUGGUGAUGUUAAAUUAUUAUUAGAAAAAGAUGAACAAGAAAUGACUCAAUUAAUUGAUAAAACAAUUUCAAUUCUUAACCAAUGGAAAGAAAACGGUAAAUAG
This is a messenger RNA of Candida tropicalis MYA-3404, 2343 nucleotides long. RefSeq lists its product as uncharacterized. The record is from RefSeq and is a predicted model, not a curated record. The transcript has a single exon. Bases 1 to 2343 code for a protein of 780 amino acids. NCBI's taxonomy places the organism in Eukaryota, Fungi, Ascomycota, Pichiomycetes, Serinales, Debaryomycetaceae.